This is a messenger RNA of Mandrillus leucophaeus (drill), 1622 nucleotides long. It is a transcript of the gene ARMH1, whose product is annotated as chromosome unknown open reading frame, human C1orf228. The coding region runs from base 175 to 1434 and encodes 419 amino acids. The transcript is spliced from 11 exons. The record is from RefSeq and is a predicted model, not a curated record. Lineage: Eukaryota; Metazoa; Chordata; Mammalia; Primates; Cercopithecidae.
GAGGAGGCUGGAGACUUCCUGUAUUCUGGGAAUGGGCAGGGUCGCUCGUCCGAACAGAGUCCUAUCCUACGCGGCGGAAGCGUGUGCCCUUUGACUUGCAUCGUCUAGCUACCUCUGCCAUCCUCUACCAGCCGCAGCUCCGAGGGCUGGAGCCAACUUCAGGACUGAUUGAUCAUGACUUCUAUAAAGGAACAGGCAGCAAUUAGCAGGCUCUUAAGUUUUUUACAGGAGUGGGACAAUGCUGGGAAAGUCGCAAGGAGUCACAUCCUUGACAAAUUUAUUGAAACCAACCAAGGCAAGACUGCCCCUGAACUGGAGCAGGAGUUUUCCCAGGGAGCCAGUUUGUUCCUGGUACGCUUGACCACCUCGCUUAGAAUCACCUAUGUCACUGACUCAUGUUUAGAAAAGCUUCUCAGGUCCAUUGGCAUCUUCUUAUCAGCUGUAAGCAGUAAUCGGUACCUUAUAGAAUUUCUUGAGGUUGGAGGUGUCCUGACACUCUUGGAAAUACUUGGGCUGGAGAAGAUCAAGGAGGAGGCCAAGAAGGAAUCCGUCAAACUACUUCAGAUUAUUGCAAACUCUGGCAGGACGUACAAGGAGCUCAUUUGUGAAAGCUAUGGUGUACGAUCCAUAGCAGAAUUUUUGGCAAAGUCUAAGUCAGAAGAGACCCAGGAGGAAGUGCAGGUUCUGUUGGAUUCUUUGGUCCACGGCAAUCCCAAGUACCAAAAUCAAGUGUAUAAAGGUCUAAUAGCUUUGCUGCCCUGCGAGUCCCCCAAAGCCCAGCAGCUGUCCCUGCAGACUCUCAGGACUGCCCAGCACCUCUGCCCUUCCCCAGCCAUCGAGUUGAUCAAGGACCUGGUGGGUUACGAUGUGCGCCAGGCGCUGCUCAAGGGCCUCGUGACGCUGCUGAUACCGUCGGUCAAGGAGACCUCCAAAUUGCAGGCCAAGAUCCUCAGUGACCCCUCAGUUCUCCAGCUCGCCCCCAGCCUGCCGAUGUUUUUGCAGCAGGCCGCGGCCGCCAAGGCCAUCGGGGUCCUGGCACGCAACGACAUGAGCAUCGCCGAGGAACUGCUGUACCUGCACGUGGUGCACGGCCUAAUGGCCGCCAUGGGCAACAUGGACCACAGCAACAGCCAGCGGCUGGCCAGCCUCACGCUGGAGUGCUUCGUGCAGAUGUUCCCUUUGGUGGCGGAGCACGUGCGCAAGGGCAUGGGAGAGGAACUCUACCAGCUCUUCCUGAGCAACGCUGAGGACUUGUACAUGAAAUUAGACAACAUUCAGGCGGACAUCUUGGCGGCCAACAAAGUCAAUGUUACCAAAGCCCUGCGCCUCCACGGCAGCUCCUACAGCACGAACAUUCUCUAUGGCUCGCAUGAUUCGGCUCAGAUGGCCUACCUCACACGCUUCGAGAAGGAGGAUGUGGAAUCAAAGGAGUAACAGCCCCUGUGGCAAACCAGGAAGGCCAAGGCUGCGGGGCAGGGAAGCCUGGCAAGAGGAAGGCGUCUGGGGUCAAGCUCAGAGCCACUCCACUUGGCUCCAGGCAAGGGAGACGGGGAUUAGGCACCCCAGAAUGGCAGAGGGAGAACCGCUGGCUGUGAAGAGUCAAUAAACAGCCUUGAUACCUG